AUGACCAGAGUGGUGACCAAUGCCAUGACCAAAGUGCUGACCAAUUUGCUGACCAAAGCCAUAAGCAAGGUGGUGACCAAUGUGCUGACCAAUGUGCUGACCAAGCACCUGACCAAGGUGCUGACCAAUGCCAUGACCAACGUGCUGACCAAUGUGCUGACCAAGCACCUGACCAAGGUGCUGACCAAUGCCAUGACCAACGUGCUAACCAACGUGCUAACCAAUGUGCUGACCAAUGUGCUGACCAAUGCUCUGACCAAGGUGCUGACCAGAGUGCUGACCAACGUGUUGACCAAGGUGCUGACGAACGUGUUGACCAAUGUGCUGACCAAAGUGGUGACCAAGCACCCGACAAGUUGA
Messenger RNA from Babesia bigemina, 360 nucleotides. RefSeq lists its product as hypothetical. The transcript has a single exon. The record is from RefSeq and is a predicted model, not a curated record. The coding region runs from base 1 to 360 and encodes 119 amino acids. NCBI's taxonomy places the organism in Eukaryota, Apicomplexa, Aconoidasida, Piroplasmida, Babesiidae.